Messenger RNA from Diatraea saccharalis (sugarcane borer), 3362 nucleotides. The record is from the annotation of a GenBank genome assembly. Lineage: Eukaryota; Metazoa; Arthropoda; Insecta; Lepidoptera; Crambidae.
AUGGCAAACGUACAGUGGGAUGCUAGCAACUUCAGCAUAGGUCGUCACCCGUCCAACUGCCGCAAGGUGUACAUGCUAGACUUCGGUCUGGCGCGCCAGUACACCACCAGCAACGGGCAGGUGCGCCCCCCGCGCGCCGCCGCCGGCUUCAGAGGCACGGUGAGAUACGCGUCGAUAAACGCCCACAAGAACAAGGAGAUGGGCCGGCACGACGAUCUCUGGUCGCUGUUCUACAUGCUGGUGGAGUUCGUCAAUGGACAGCUGCCGUGGCGCAAGAUAAAGGACAAGGAACAGGUGGGUCUGAUGAAGGAAAAGUACGACCACCGGCUUCUGCUCAAGCACUUGCCGUCGGAGCUGCGCCAGUUCCUCGAGCACGUGCAGCAGCUAGAGUACGCCGACACGCCGGACUACGCCAUGCUCGCCGCGCUGCUGGAACGCUGCUGCAAGCGGCGCGGCGUGCGCGACGCCGACCCCUACGACUGGGAGAAGGACGCCGUGUCCGUACCGCGCCCGCGUCCCGCCGUUCAUCCUACUCCAGAGCAAGCGUUACCGACAGACACACAGCCAGAUAAUACCCGUCGUAGAGUAGAGACGGAGGCGACUACAGGUAUAGCGACGGACACGGCCACUCCCCUACAUAAAGACAAGACAGACAGACGGACAACCGCAUCACCCCGACACGCGCCCGCUCAUCUCAACGGAUACUCGACUACAGACAAACCGACCACAGACAAAGAGGUGGAGCCUAGAACGACGCCUGCGCCCUCGCCGGACCGACACGCUAAGGUAACGUAUAACGUAUCCAGUGUAGUGUACGCGCGGUGGCACGGAGAGCAGCAACUCGGCGGUGACGGGCGCGACGGCGGCGCGGCCCGAGCGGCAGAGCGUGCCGCCGUGCAAGCCGCGCGCGCCCGCGCCAGGCGGUGGGCCGACGCUGGCGCGGCUGCGCGUGGUGACGGCGCCGCCCACCUGCGUGCAGGACCUGCAGCCCGCCACGCCCGGUGCGUACGCGUGCACGUACACCAAAGAAAGCACGGCGACCAAAUAUCAAGUCACAAUGAUAAAAAAUUAACCAGUGCGCGCAUGCCCUUACCUUGUAUUAUUGUCUCUUAUACACUUAAUUUGUGUCGUGCAGGUGAAGCGGUCAGUCCGAGGAUAGUAGCGGACGUGGACAGCGUACACUCGGACACACAUUUCAAGAGAGGCAACAGGCGACAGGCGCGGCCGCGUGCCGACCAGAGUUACACGCAGUUCGCAGUGAUGGAUGACGAGAACGUGUCAGCGUUACAACAGGUGACAAAAGGUGGUGCUCUAACGUUAGUAUCUCUAUGGAAAUCACAAUUCGACGACUCCGAGGAGACCACGGACAAUGAAUGGAAACAGGAACAGUUACAGUCUCCGGAGCACAGAUGCGCGCGUACGAGUGCAGUAUCGAGUUGUUCCCACGCCCCGCGUACACAUCACACGCAACCCACACAGAAUACACACCCCACGCAGAAUACACAACCUACACAGAAUACUCAGCCCACACAGAAUACUCAGCUCACGCAGAAUACGCAAGUAACGCAGCCCAUACAGCUGCAGACCAACAACGCUCAAGUAGCGUCCCCCGCGGUGCCCGCUCAACCCGUACAGACGGCAGAGAAGCCGUCGAUAUUCAUGAGCAAACGUCACCAAUGUCUAAACAUACCGGGCAUAGAAGCGUACCCCGCGCUGCAACCGACGCUGCCGCGCUGCUGGACGUUGCCCGCUAUAGGGUCUCACAUCCGUUCGCUGCGGCCGCCGCUGGUGCAGCAGGCGUCGUUCGACGGCGUGGGGGGCGCGGGGGGCGCGGAGGGCGCGGGGCUGCGGUACCGCGUGGACGUGAUGCGCGGCGUGGCCACCGCCGCCGCCACGCCGCCGCCGCAACAGCGCCGCGCGCGCUCGCUGCCCGUGAGUACACGUUUAUACGUGUUCUGGGUGUGCGUGGUGAAGAAAUCCCUUAGUAGGGGAGACCAAGCGGGGAUUUCGGGAUUUACUAAAGCGCGGCAGAUUAAUAUACAGUGGGAUACCUUGUACCCAGUUAAGUACCUGGACCAAAGUUUAUCGUCGUCGUGCAGCAGCCCCAUGCCGCGCGCGCCGCCGCCGGAGCCCGAGGGCGCCACGGUCUCGUCCCGCCUGGAGAUUCGCGUGCGCCCGCCAGACAACGAGCACAGGCACUCUGUUAAGAUACACUCGGUGGUGACCGGCGAGCCCGCGCGACUGGACGACCCCUCCGUCUACUACGACGCCACUGAACACCAGAGGGACAAGAGGUCUUCGACUCGCAGUGGAGAUAAAAGCCAAAGCCCCGCACCUGAACGUACGCGUCUGGACACAAUACCGGACAAAAAUAAUGUUUCAUUGAAAAAGGACUCGAAUAGCGGUUCCGGUGACGGCUCGCAGAGUUUGAAAGACCGGUGGUGGUCCGGCCCGGGGGGCAGCGCCGUGUCCCGCAUCCCCGUGGCGCUGGGCGAGGGCCGCCUCGCCAAGUGCGCCUCCUGGAGCGGGGAGGGGCCGCCGCCCCCGCCCCCGCCCGCGCCCCCCACGCCGCCCCCCGACCCGCAGGACCUCACGCCCGGUAACCGCACGCCCUACACCACCAUAGACUUGGCUGAGGCGUCGCCGGCAGAACGCGUGCGAGAAGUACGCGUCGGACCCCGCGCGGGAGCUGAACCUGCGGUUCGCGCGCCUGCGCCACCGGCGGCCGCCGCACGCGCCGCACGCACCGCACGCAACGCACGCAACCGCCGACGCGCACAACAGCGAGGCGCAGUCGUCGUCGGAGUCGGGCUCCCCCCCGCCGCCGCCCGCGCCCCUCCCGCCCGCGCACAACGCCGCGCGCGCGCGCCGGUUCCGCCCGCUCUCCAUCGCGCCGUAGUAGGAGCUGAUGAUCCACGAUGAUGCUUCGAAAGAGCCCUUCUGACGAGCAGCCUAGUAUAUAUCGGUUAUAUAUUAUUAUGAUAUAGCGCCUUAUAUCUGUACGCCACGUGUAGUCUAUAUAAAAUAUGAUGUGAUGAAAAUACAAGUGUAUUAACAAAUUUUUCAUAACUUAAAGGAGUAAGUCAGUCACAGGACUUACCAGGAAAGCAUAAUUGUCACGCAAAUGCAAUAUUCUUCCUCAAAAUGAUUAUAUUUGAUAAAUUUUGUAUUCUCGAUGGCGAUUUAACUUAUAGAAAAGUUCAUAUUCAGUUAAUUUUUAGUUAUCAAGAAAAUAUAUUAGAAACCCCGUUUAAACUUCUCUGAGAUUAUGCUAACCUGGUACUUGGUAUCACAUUUUGUUUAGAGUGGGUGCAUUUGUGAUCUCAAUUUGUAAUUUGACUUUACACUUCGUAUAAUGUUAG